This is a messenger RNA of Dendrobium catenatum, 1938 nucleotides long. Its product is annotated as UDP-N-acetylmuramoylalanine--D-glutamate ligase. Gene Ontology annotation, biological process: biosynthetic process; cell division; regulation of cell shape. The record is from RefSeq and is a predicted model, not a curated record. The transcript has 14 exons. Gene Ontology annotation, cellular component: cytoplasm. NCBI's taxonomy places the organism in Eukaryota, Viridiplantae, Streptophyta, Magnoliopsida, Asparagales, Orchidaceae. The coding region runs from base 203 to 1705 and encodes 500 amino acids. Gene Ontology annotation, molecular function: UDP-N-acetylmuramoylalanine-D-glutamate ligase activity; ATP binding.
CCGUUGAGAAUUCAAACAACUCGCCCUAAAAAAGUACUGGAUUAUCACGCCUUCAUGGAACUGAGAUGCAUUCCUCACGAAUUUUUGUCGUAUUGUCGAACUGGACUCUAUGCACUGAGAUGCAUUCCUGCUUUCUUACGGCCUUCAUGAAUCACGCGAAAGAGAGAGAACACAUGACAGCGACAAGAUUUUGGAAGACGAGAUGGGUUCGCUCUUUCUAUCUACAAGCCUUCAGGUCUUAAGUUUGCUUCCUCCUUCGCGUCUUCGCGGUAUUCGUUGCUCCAAAGAAGAUCUCAAAGGGCAGCGGGUCGCGGUUAUAGGCCUAGGCAUCUCCGGAAAAGCUGCAACAAGGCUGGCACUUGCUAGAGGUGCUUCUGUUCUUGCUGUUGAUGGGAAUGAACAAUUAAUCCCAUUAGAAUACGAACCUGAAUUUGCAGAAUUUACAAAUUUGCAAACAAUUCUUGGUGACUGUGACAUUGCACAGCUGGAACAUGCAGAUAGGAUUGUAGUUUCUCCCGGAGUUCCUCUUGAGGAGUAUGCGAUUUCAGCUUUGAUGAAAUCUGGGAGGAAUGUAAUGUCUGAGUUGGAUUUUGCAGCAGAGAUUUUACCCCCCAGUGUCAAGGUUUUGGCUGUUUCAGGAACAAAUGGAAAAUCAACUGUUACAUCUUUUGCUGGGCAGAUGCUUGAUCAUUUGGGCAUCAAAGCUUUCGUUGGGGGGAAUUUUGGGAAGCCACUCUCUGAGGCUGCUAUAUUAUGUCUAAAUUCAUCUUCAGUUGAAGAUAUAUAUCAGGCUGCUGUGGUAGAGGUUAGCAGCUAUCAGAUGGAAAUACCAAGCAAGUACUUUUCUCCUUCUGUUGCAGUGAUUCUAAACCUAACGCCUGAUCAUCUCGAUAGGCACAAGACUAUGCAAAAUUAUGCUGAUAUAAAAUGCAAUCUAUUUUCCCAUAUGAAGGAUGACAAGCUUGCACUUCUCCCAAUUGGUAAUCCAUAUUUGAACAAAGCUUUUUCCAAACAUGCAAAUGGCUGCCACCUUACUUGGAUUGGCGAUUUCCCUGGUAUAAAGAUCGAUAUGGAAGCAAAAGUUGCAAAGCUUAAAUUUCCUACUACAGACACAAUUGCACAUCUACAACUGAGUGAUCUUAGAGCAACAGGCGCUCAUAACUAUACAAAUGCUGCAGUGGCUGCUUUUUUAGUUCUUGGUUUGGGCGUUGGGGUAGACUAUCAUUCUAUCAAUUCCAUUGUCAAAAGGUUGACCCUUUUACCACAUAGAAUACAAGUUGUUUGUACUGAUGCAUGUGGCAUAAGGUGGGUGGAUGAUAGCAAAGCCACAAACAUUGAAUCAACUUAUACUGCAUUGCUAAGUCUCAAAGAUCAGAAGUCAAUCGUCCUUCUUGGUGGUCUUGCAAAGGUUCUAAAUGGUGAAGACUCGAAUGGGUUUGAACAACUCGUUGAACUUCUUCAGCACCGCAGAGCUGUCAUAACCUUUGGAUCGUCAGGAGAGAUGAUCUAUAGAGCCUUAUGCGAUGGUGGCCUCAGCAUCCCUUGCAUCAGAGCUAAAAAUCUGGAAGAUGCUGUUAAGCAUGCAAAGAGCAUAGCAGUGAAAGGAGAUGUAAUUCUUCUAAGUCCUGGCUGUGCUAGUUUUGAUGAAUUCAGAAACUUUGAGCACCGAGGACGAGCGUUUCAAGAGCUAGCACUCUCUUCUUAGGCAUUCUGCAGCCUCCUUGUCGAAUUUCGAAAUCUUGAGAGAGUACUGUCACCCGGGUUUGGUAAAAUUCUGUAAGGAUUUGUAUUUUUUAAAAAAAAAUUUGAUGGCUCUAAGCAUAAAGCUCUAACCUUUUGUUUUCAUAAUCAUUUCUCAAAAUUAACAAAGGCAUUUGUUUGGGCCAAAAUAAAAAAUUCUUAACUUUCACCUUAUAUUAAGGAAUAACCUCAUUGAUA